AUGGAAAUUUUAGAUGAAAACGUAAGUUCCGUUUAUAAAGAGGCUGAGACAACAAACAGAGAUCUACCAGAAAAUGCUGAAGGAGCCAUUACCGAACCCUCAGCGGAGCAGCUGGUACUGGAUGGAGAACCAGAGAAGCAGCUCCCCAUAGACAUGUUCUACAAUUAUGAGGAGCUUUCCUCCAGACCAUACAUCACACCUGACUCUGAAAUCCAAGAGAACCUCCUGCACCUCUUUCACUCCUUUGGCUAUGACAGUGGGCGCAGGGCAAACCUGAAGCUGCUGGAUGACAGAACUCUGAUAUUUAUAGCAGGGAACCUGCUCGUCCUCCUAGAUUUUUCCUCCAAAGAGCAGAGAUUUUUGCGUUCCUGUGGUGGAGGAGGAAUCGGGGCCAUUACGGUUCACCCUACCAAAAGCCAUUUUGCUGUAGCAGAGAAGGGAUACCGACCCAACAUCAUCAUCUAUGAAUAUCCUUCACUAAAACCAUACCGGAACCUUAGAGGUGGCACAGAGCUGGGAUAUAGCUCUGUGGACUUUAACUGUGAUGGCACCCUGCUGGUCAGUGCGAGCGGUACACCCAACUGUAUGCUGACAGUGUGGGACUGGAGGCAGGAGAAGGUUGUGCUGAGGUCUACGCCCAUGUCCAACGAGAUCUACCGAGUCAGCUUCAACCCAUACAACUCGGACCUGCUCACAUCAUCAGGAUUUGGACACAUCAAGUUUUGGAAAAAGGUUCCCACAUUCACGGGUCAUAAACUGCAGGGCUCCAUGAGUAAUUUUGGGAUAACUGUACCAACCGAUAUUGAGGGCUACGUGGAACUUCCUGAUGGAAAGGUGGUUUCAGGUACAGAGUGGGGAAACCUACUCCUUUGGGAUGGAAAUGCCGUCAAAGUGGAAAUUUGCCGUAAAGAGAACCGGAACUGCCAUGUCGGGACAGUCCAACCCUUUGCUAUAGAAGAUGGACAGCUAAUGACAAUUGGCUCUGAUGGAGUGGUCCGGGGUUGGGACUUUGACGGGAUCGACACAGCCAUCAUUAACGAUGGCAGCAGCAAGUUUGAAAUGGAGCCUAUUAAUGAGAUGGUGGUGGGACAUAAUGUUUGCCUCUCUUCUGUGGUCAGGAGCUCUCCGUCUGACUCCUCCAUCUGGUUUGCUCAGGAUGCUAAUGGAGCCAUCUGGAAACUGGAUCUUUCAUUCACCAACACAGCUGCAGAUCCAGAAUGCCUGUUUUCCUUCCACGCUGGGCCAAUCCAGGGCCUAGAUGUGUCAAAGAAAUCGCACCUGAUGGCCACAACCACUCUGGACCGCUCUGUCAGAGUUUUUGACUUCUUGACAAAAAGAGAACUGACUACCAGCCAUUUCAAUCAGGGUGGAACCACGCUCAGCUGGGCUCCACUUUCGAUAAACCCAAAUGGAAGUUUGCUGGUGACAGGCUUCCAGGAUGGGGUGGUCCGCUUAUUGGAGCUGUACAACCCACAAAAGCUGACAAGGGACACUGGGCGUGACCUUGAAGAAGAUGCCAAGCUGCAGCUCAAACAGGCCUUCAAACCUCAUAAUGCCCCUGUGACUGCUGUGGCAUAUGAACGAAAUGGAGAAAUCUUUGCCACAGGGAGCGUAGACUGCACUGUUUUCUUCUUCACAACUGGGGAAAAGUACAACCCCAUUGGUUUCAUCCUUGUUCCCGGGCCGGUUCAGGCACUUGAGUGGUCACCUCAUUCCCACAGUGAAAACAGGCUGCUCAUCUUGUGUCAAAAUGGUUAUGUGGUUGAGGUGCACAGUCCUGAUCCAGAAGCUCAGAUGCCGACCAAAACAUUCCAGCUAACUGAGCUGCCCAGGAGAUUCUUCAAGUUCAAGAGUAUUAAAUCCAGAAUCAAGAGAGAAGAGGAGAUUGCAAGACGUCAGGCCUUGAAGAAGCAGCAAGUGAAAGAAAAAGAGGAAGAAUUACCACCUCUCUACAUCCCAGAUCCUCCAAGUCCUAUCAGUUGUGGUUUUUACUCACAGUCAGGCCAGUUCUGGCUCUCAAUGGGAGGCUUCGACUCAGGCUACUUGUAUCACUGUAAGUUCUCUGAGAAUCAGGAUGAUGAUCCGGACCAACGGCAGGAUGAACCUUUUCACUUCCUACCUGUCAAUGAUGCAGAUGAUGAUCCCAUUUGCUCUAUGACUUUCAGCUCCAACAGGCAGCUUCUGCUCUGUGGCAUGCACUCAGGCUUCAUAAGGAUUUACCCUCUUCAACCUGGUGACCACAGCCUCACCUCCAUGGAGGCCUACUGGGCUAUCAGCAUUCACGAUAAUCAUUAUGGUCACUUGCGACACAUCCGUUGCAGCCAUGAUGAUCUCUUCGUACUGACAGCUGGAGAUGAUGGAAAUAUGUUCUCCUUUUCCCUGCUUCCUCAAGAGGAACUACAAGAAAAAAGUCUGCAUGAAAAGACGGCCGAGGUUCCUUCACCCACAAUUUGCCUUGAGAAAGCGGCCGGGGCUCUGGACAUUGAAGACCCAACAGCCCACAACAUAGAGAUGGCUAAGAAGAAGCUGGAAAAUGACCACUUGCGUAGGGAAAGUGAGCUUAAGGUGGCAGAAACGCAGAAGCAGCUGGCUGAGCUCCAGAAAAAGUAUAACCAAGUGCUGAGGGAAAACCAAAGGCUGCCAGAACAUAUCCGCUUGAAACCGGAGGAACUGCAACUGGACCCUCGUUUUCGUGAACUAGCAGAGCAACUGAAGGCCAAGAGGGUGAGGGAAGUCAGAAAGCAGAUGGCCUGGGAGCAGGAGCGCUGCAGCAUAGCCCUGAGAAAACUUCAAGAUUGGUGUAAUGACUCACUAGAAGGCAACAUUGUCACUGUGGUCGCCAUCCGCACCAACCAUAGAAUCUCCACCUACCAUCUAUCGAUGGUGGCCGAUUCUCAAGUCAAGUCAAGUCAAGUGGAAGCUGAGAUCAAACUCAGCCAACCUGGUGGAAUAGGAGAAGCAUUGGGAGUGAGGAAAUCCAGAAUAGCUGCUUCAAAGGACAGCCACCAAAUAGUCGAGGAAGAGUUGCCACCCGUCCCGGUGGCUCGCGCAGCAAAGAUCAAUCUUGGAGAUCGGCAAGAAGAGAAGCUCCGAAAGGCUGCAGAGAAAGCUGAGCGAGCUCGAACCAAAAUAGAGAAGAGAAACCAGGAAUGGGCUCAAAUUUAUGCAGAGAAACCAGAAAAGGACUAUGUGGAUCCUAAGGAUGUACAGGCCAUCUGCGAAGCCAGACAGAACAUCGGGGACUUCAUCAGAGUGAAACACCUGAGAAUUAACUCUGAGAAGAAGAAAGAAGAGAAGAUGGCCUUGGCGGCAAAAAUCCGUGAAACGCAGACUGAGAUGAAUGAACGGAUCACAACAUUGCACAACUCCAAGGUUCACCUGGUAUCUUGGUUGGCGGUUCAGGCGGAGAAGCUAAAGAAGAUCCAAGAGCAGUUACCAGCCAAUCUUCACCGUUAUCCACCCUCCCUGCCCACCAUAUUACCUGCAGAAACAUCAGAGAGAAGUCUGCCAUGUGGGGGUGUUAUGUUGGUGAAGGAGCAGAGCUCUGAGAGUGUGGAAGAACAGUAUGGAGCUGUGAGUGUAUUGGAGCAGCUACAAAAAGGAGAAGAAGAAAUCACAGAAGCGGUGUCUCCCAAUGUAUCCACUUCAUCUUCAUCAGUGAAGGAAGGAGUAGAGUUGACUGAACUGGAGAUGGAGCUGCAAAGAGAGCAGGAGAUCAGGCUGCAGUAUGACCAGGACUGUUUGCUGCAGCAGAUGGAGAGCUCAAUUAGUGAAUUCGAUGCACAGCUGCUGCUGCUGCUUCGGCAGAAGAGUCACCUAGACUGCCAGCUGAAGUUGGAAGAACUUCACCUGCUGACAAUCUCACAGGAGAUAUUUCUCCUCAAACAGUUUGAGAAGAGGGAGGGAUGCUUGCAGGAGAAACUCAAUGGAUGUAUUCAGGAGGAAAAGAGCAUUAAGUUAAUGCUGGACGAGUGUAAUGAGCAACUGGAGUUGAAAAAAGGACACAUAUCCAAACUGCAGGAGAAAGAAAAGUCUCUGACGGCAGCCUUUCAGACGUCACUGGGAGAAAGUAAUCGUUUCGAAGACUUUCUGACUAUGGUCUUCAAGAAAAAUAUCAAACGAGCCAAGACAAAAGAGAAGGCAAAAAAUGAAGAAGAAGAACACAGCAGCAGCAGCAGCAGCAGUGAAGACUCUGAAGACGACAUUGACUGGGAUGUUGAUUAUGACAGCAGCGAGGAGGGAGGAGCUGCUUUAGAUGUCAGUGUGUGCCCAAAAGGCUGUGAGCCAAAGCUGUAUGAGAACACUCUGCAGCUGCGGGAGCGUCGUCUGGACCUCAAGGAACAUUUGGUGGAGCAGAAUAAGAUUGCAGAGACUCUGAAGAGGGAGAAGGAGAUGCUCACCAAGAAGGUGAAAAUAGUAAAUAACAGUCGGCAGGCAAUAGAAGAAGGCUUGGAAUUAAUCAACAAAGAGAAACAGCAAAAACUUGACGAGCUGGAUGUGGUGAUUCCUCUCAGACGAGACCAGAUUGAGUUUGUCAUCGACGGCUCUGUGCCAUCAGACUUAAGCGAGGCGUUGGUGCUGGACAAGAUCGAGCAGCGCAGGCUGCAGGAACGCAUACAGCAGCUGAAGGUAGAAAAGUUAGGUCAGAAAGAAUUAUGCCAUCAAGCUCACCAGAAGCGUGCCAGGCUAACCCAUGAACUCAAGGAGAUGGCAACCAGGAUCCAGGUGCUGGAGUUGCAGUGUGACGAGCUGAUGAUGAAAAAGUUCGGGAGGCUUGUGGAUCUGGAGGCUCUGCAGAUGAUACCAGGGAGCAGGAGACUAGAGGAGCUGAAAUAUGAAAAACUCCUCAAAGAAAAAGCACAUGCCAAGGAGCUCAAACAGUGGGAUGUAAAGGUAGAGGAGGCGCAAGACGCUCUGAUGAAGGUGACAAGGCGUAACACUGAGCAUCUCUGCAAGAUGUCCAGGUUACUUGAACAGAAGAAGGAACUUAACACCAAACUCAACACCAGACAGAAGAAAAUGGCCAGACGCCAUUUCCAGCCCUACAGGGCUCUUGGAGACCAGGAGUCCAUGCAAAGACUGCAGGAGCUGGUAAAAAAACAAUCGCUGGAGGCUCAGGCCCUCAGGAGAGAGAUCAGCCUCCUGUCUUCCAAAGGAGGCCACAUCUUGGGAGGCCACCACAUCCGACUGCCCCCAAUCACCCCAAGGUCAAGCCCUAUUGGUGACAUCCACAAGGGGAAACCAGAAUCAAACUAACCUAGUAAUUUGGUUUAGCUAAACUAUGGCAGACACAGAAACAAAUAUGUUUGGUUCUCGAAAAAAAAAUAAAAAAAUAAAAAAAUGGGGCAAUCAGUUGUGUAGAAAGUUGAUCCAUGGAGAUGUGGUCAAUGAGUAAGUUUUACCAUUGUGUUAUGUUUAUUGUUUUAUUGUAUUUCCAGUUCAUGAGGAUAGUUUUCCUGGCAAUAGUUAAGGCUAGAAAGAUUAAUUUAUUGUUUGAAUUUGUCAAGAUUUAUUGUUGAUGUGUCGCCAAAUAAGCAGAGGGAUGGAGAUAAAGGGAUGUGGCAGCCCAAAAAAUUUGACAGUGACUUUGUGACCUCAGACCAAAAUUGCUGAACAGGGGUGCAGUACCAAAUGGCGUGAAUGUAAGAGUCUGGUUGUUUUAUGGUGCAGUUAGUACAUAUUUUAGACGAGAAUCCCAUAUUAAACAUUUUUUGU
Molecule: messenger RNA, 5715 nt
Organism: Cololabis saira (Pacific saury)
Lineage: Eukaryota; Metazoa; Chordata; Actinopteri; Beloniformes; Belonidae
Product: cilia- and flagella-associated protein 44
Exons: 34
Coding region: 1-5256 (1751 amino acids)
Molecular function (GO): protein binding
Source: RefSeq, a predicted model, not a curated record